This is a messenger RNA of Dendronephthya gigantea, 2432 nucleotides long. RefSeq names its product alpha-1,6-mannosylglycoprotein 6-beta-N-acetylglucosaminyltransferase A-like. Gene Ontology annotation, molecular function: alpha-1,6-mannosylglycoprotein 6-beta-N-acetylglucosaminyltransferase activity. The record is from RefSeq and is a predicted model, not a curated record. Gene Ontology annotation, cellular component: Golgi apparatus. Gene Ontology annotation, biological process: protein N-linked glycosylation. Lineage: Eukaryota; Metazoa; Cnidaria; Anthozoa; Malacalcyonacea; Nephtheidae. The transcript is spliced from 18 exons. The coding region runs from base 94 to 2211 and encodes 705 amino acids.
UAUCGCGCAUAACAAAGUUAUGAGAUUUCUUUCACUAUAAGCUGUUUCGCUACUUCUCGCACUGUUACUUUUAAGUAGUUUAGUAAAAUAAAAAUGGCGAAAAUAAAAUUAACAAGAAUAGUGCUAUUAUUCUAUAUCGGAAUUGUGGCGGUAACAAUCUUCGUAUUUACGAUGUUGGCCAGCAUGAUGGAAAACGCGAGCCCAAAUGGAGCGUGGCACAUUGCUAGCGUGGUGUUGAAUUCCCAUCAAGAUCUAGACGAGAAUCAUGUAAAAAAAGAGGCAAUUGGUAACAUCGUUGAUCGCGUGCAAAAAAUUGGAAAAGCAAUAGAGAAUAUUAGCGGAAAAAUCGAGACCAUGAAAAAAAAAGCUAAAAGAACAAAAGGGGAGAGAAACAAUGAGCAUAUUCGAAGAUUUUGUCAUGUUCCCAAACCAACUACUCAAUAUCCGUUGUGUGAAGAAAAAUUCAAUUAUGUUAAUAUUAAUUGGGGUAAUCCUUGUUUUGCCAUGGAAAACAACAUACGUGCAGACGAUACAUGUUCCAUCCUGAUCUAUUUGAGUGAAGUCGAACAUUGGUGCCCACGUUUACCAUGGAGAAAAGCAUCCUCAACUUCUAAGAAUAUACUGCUUGAUAGAAUUGACAGAAAGAUUAAUAUUCGAACAAAUGUCGAUGGAUUAAUUACAAAAUGGUUUAACGAUUCCAAUUACCAGUGGAUGAAAAAUCGGAUUACAUCGAUGAAAAAGAACUGGGCCACAGCUAUUCUGAAUCUUAAUCAGAAGAGACAACUAACAAAACGGACAAAAAAGAGAAUACUCGUUUACCUCGGAGCGUUUUCAAUCGUGCCUAUAAUCUUGGAACGAGCAUUUUCUGGGGGUGCAUUGGGAGAGUUGGUUCAGUGGAGUGACAUAAUCACAUCUUUGUAUCUUCUUGGUCAUGACGUCACCGUUGUUAAAUAUAAAGAUGAAUUUCUGAGAUAUUUUCCUGUUCCAAACAAGAAUGGCUGUAUAAAUAACGAUACAGUAAAGCAGUUUCAGUAUGAUUUGUUGUAUACGGAUAUCACUGGAAUCGAAUCUGUUAUUAAGAGAAUUGGUCCCUAUUGGUCAGAAGUGAGAUGUAAGUCAAGAGUAGUGGAUUCAUUUGGUACCGAAGCUGAAUUCAACUUUAAAGCAACCGACAGCAAGUAUAAGUCUAUAUGGGGGAAUCUGGAGUUGAACUUGAGACAAUUUAUGACCAUGUUCCCUCACAGCCCAGACAAUUCUUUCAUUGGUUUCGUUGCUGGUGCGUCAAAAAAAGCGUCAAAGAAGUAUGCAAAAAAGAAUAUGGCUCUGGUUUAUGGAAAACAGGAUGUGUUCUGGAUGGUUGGAAACAAGAUGUAUUUGGACAAAAUUCACGAAUAUGUUGAGAUUCAUGGUACAUUUAAUCGAACACUUGGUAAGUUGCCACAUUACAUACCAAACUACGUUAUCAACCAUGGAAUCGUGAACGGAACUACAAUUCAGAAACUGUUACAACAGUCAAAGGUUUUUGUUGGCCUUGGUUUCCCAUAUGAAGGCCCAGCUCCUCUGGAGGCAGCUGCAAAUGGUGCAGCAUUCCUAAACCCAAAGUACCCGGUUCCUCACAACAGAUACAAUUCCGAGUUCUUCGCUACCAAACCAACAAGGAGACUUGUUACAUCACAAAAUCCGUACGCAGCGCAAUUUAUAGGAGAACCUUAUGUCUACACAAUUGACAUGCGGAAUGUUACACAGAUUACCAGAGCCAUGAAUAAAAUUAUGAAAAACACGUUGAAACCGUAUCUUCCAUUUGAAUAUACUCACGAAGGAAUGCUGGAAAGGAUGAGUGCACAAAUAGAGCAUCUUGAUUUCUGUGAAGACAAACAAUGGCCACCAGUGAAGAAUAUGAAAACAGUGAAAGGAAAAUUUGGCCAGUCUUGUAAAGAUGCAUGCUGGGAAAAAGGAAUGCUAUGUGAACCUUCAUACUGGGACAUUUUAAAUCAAUUGAUUUCGUUUAGAAGAGAGAGAAUAUCGUGUGAUUCCGUGAAGUAUAGUAAUCUGUUAGUGGCACCAUCAUUUGAAGAGAAAACAAAGACCUGUCACUUCCAACAACAGCCAUUGUUAUACAGUUGCGUAUCUUCCUCUGGCUCUCACAUGAGACUCUGUCCAUGUCGAGACUAUAUCAAAGAUCAAGUUGCUUUGUGCAAAGACUGUUGGUGAAUAAAAUAAAUGAUGAAUACGCUAAAUGUCAUCACUAAGAACGUAAGCGAUUUCAGCUGGAUAUAAGCAUACAUAUGCUUGUAUUUUUAUAAAAUAUUCUGGCACCUCAUUCGAUGUAGGAUUUCCACUCGACCUUUAUACAUGCAGUAUACAUAUUUUAUACUUCGUGUUUCGAUACCAUCACUAACAUUCUGGUUGUAAAAGUCUAUUAUAAGCUAAAC